GUUCAUUCCGUUUAAACCGACGCAUAUAUAGCCAUAAGCCCUAUAAUAUUUGUGAAAUUAAACUGAGAAAACUCAUUAAUCAGUUUGAGAUGGAGUUUUGUUCUCUUACUACCCUGGUCCAUCUCAAUAAAUGUUUACAUUGUGAAAAAUAAAAACCAACUUAGCAACAUGUCUUCAAAUGCAGCAAAUCUGGCUCUACUUCAGAGCCAGAUUCAGUCUACAGCUGGAGCUAUCCCUGUCCUCAAUGAAAAGGGGGAAGUUUCUAUGCAAAAAGUGAAAGUGUUCAGAUAUGUUUCUGGAAGAAGACCCAAAUAUGCUCCAGAGGAAAGUGGAGAAGAAGAUAGUGAUGAGGAAUUUCCGUUUGAAAAGAAACAACCCAUUUCUGCUCCAGAACCCAUGCCAGUUGAUGAUGAAGAAGCUCUCAAGCAAGAUCCAAGACUUCGUCGUUUGUUAAAACGAGAUAAAGAAGACGAUGAAGAAGAAGACAGGAUUGAGCGUCACAGACACAUUCAUGAGCCAGCUGCAGUUGAAGAGAUGGUUGUUGAGGAAGAAGAAGCAGAUGAGAGGCCUGUUCGAUGGAGAGAUGAAGAAGAAAGUAGUGAUGAAGAGGAAGAACUAGAUGAUGAAGAAAUUGAACGAAGGAGAUUACUUCUGAAACUUAAAGCUCAAGAAAAAGCCCAAGAAGAAGAGGAAUUGUUAGAUUUAGAAGAUGAUGAACGAAAAUCUGAUGUUGAUCACACUGAUGAAUCUGAUUACGAAGAAUACUCUGAUUCUGAGGAAGAAGUUGAACAACGGUUAAAACCUGUGUUUGUUCGAAAAGGUGAUCGAAUUACAGUUCAGGAUAAAGAACAACAAGCUCAAAAAGAGAAGGAACAAGAGCAAUUGGCAAAGCGUCAAGCUGAAGACAGAAGAAGGCAAACACUCAAGAUGGUUGAAGAAGAAACUAAAAAAGAAUUGAUGGAGCAACAGGAUGUUAAAUGUGCAUCAGAUCUUGUCAUCACCGAUGAUGAAAAUGAUGAGGCGGCAUAUGAAGCUUGGAAAUUGCGUGAAUUAAAACGUAUAAAACGCCAUAAAGAUAUCAAGGAAGCCUAUGAUAAAGACAGAUUAGAAAUAGAAAGAGUUCACAAUAUGACUGAAGAAGAAAGACGGGCUGAGCAACGUUCCAAUCCACGUCUGGUUACCAACAAAGCAGCAAAAGGAAAAUACAAAUUUCUUCAAAAAUAUUACCAUCGUGGUGCCUUCUUUUUGGAAAAUGAAGAUGAUGUCUACAAGAGAGAUUUCUCUGCUCCUACUCUUGAAGAUCAUUUUGAUAAAACUAUCUUACCCAAAGUGAUGCAGGUUAAGAACUUUGGCCGGUCAGGACGUACUAAGUACACUCAUUUGGUGGAUCAAGACACGACUAUCUUCGAUUCCCCUUGGAUGGCUGAGACUGCCCAAAACAUUAAGUUUCAUCAUAAUCAAGCAGGUGGUAUGAAACAAGUAUUUGACAGACCAUCAGCACAAAAGAGAAAAAAAUGAUCUAAUAAAUGAAGUUUCCUUUUGUAAAUAGUUCGAUGUAAAUAGCAUUCAAAUAAAUCAACUGAAAAUUUUUACAAUUAAA
Parasteatoda tepidariorum (common house spider) is the source of this 1600-nucleotide messenger RNA. RefSeq names its product Microfibril-associated protein 1 (gene Mfap1). Lineage: Eukaryota; Metazoa; Arthropoda; Arachnida; Araneae; Theridiidae. The record is from RefSeq and is a predicted model, not a curated record.